Molecule: messenger RNA, 1813 nt
Organism: Punica granatum (pomegranate)
Lineage: Eukaryota; Viridiplantae; Streptophyta; Magnoliopsida; Myrtales; Lythraceae
Source: RefSeq, a predicted model, not a curated record
AAGUCAAGUCUGCCGCUGCCCUUUCCUUUCCAAUUCCCUUCCCCCGACCAAACCCAUAUUUCGAAGGAAGGAAGGAAGGAAGAAGGAGAAGAGGAGGAGAAGCGAAGCGGAGCUCUCUCUCUCUCUCUCUCUAUCUCCCCCGCUGCUGCGGAGCCGCCCUCUGUACCCGCUGGUUGGUGGAUCUGAAGGGCUUCAAUCAUGUUUGGGCGUGCUCCUAGGAAGAGUGAUAAUAGCAAGUACUAUCAAACUCUUGGGGUGUCAAAAAAUGCUACUCCAGAUGAACUCAAGAAGGCAUACAAAAAAGCUGCUAUUAAAAAUCAUCCCGAUAAGGGUGGAGAUCCUGAGAAGUUCAAGGAGUUAGCUCAUGCUUAUGAAGUUCUUAGUGAUCCUGAGAAAAGGGAGAUAUAUGAUCAGUAUGGAGAAGAUGCUCUUAAAGAGGGAAUGGGGGGAGGAGGCGCCGCUCAUGAUCCAUUUGACAUAUUUGAAACAUUCUUUGGAGGUGGUUUCGGUGGAGGUUUUGGCGGACGUUUCGGUGGUGCUAGUAGUUCGAGGGGAAGAAGACAGAAACGCGGUGAGGAUUCUGUUCAGCACCUCAGAGUGUCUUUGGAAGAUUUGUACAAUGGAACCAUGAAAAAGCUCUCGCUUUCGAGGAAUAUCUUGUGCCCAAAAUGUAAAGGGAAGGGGACGAAAAGUGGAGUCUCUGCUGAAUGUCAUGGGUGUGAAGGGUCAGGAAUGAAGGUCACAGUAAGGCAAUUUGCUCCGGGAAUGUUUCAACAGAUGCGACAUGCUUGUCCUGACUGCAGGGGCAAAGGUGAGGUUAUCAAUGAUAGAGAUCGGUGCAAACAGUGCCAUGGAGACAAGAUGACCGCAGAGAAGAAGGUUUUGGACGUGCAUGUUGAGAAAGGGAUGCAACAUCACCAGAAGAUUGUGUUUGAGGGACAAGCAGAUCAAGCUCCUGAUACCAUCGCGGGGGAUAUAAUUUUCAUCUUGGACCAACGGGAGCAUCCUAAAUUUAAGAGGAAGUCCGAUGACCUUUACGUGGAACACACACUCAGCUUAACAGAAGCACUAUGUGGCUUCCAGUUCCCCUUGACCCAUCUCGAUGGGCGGCAGCUUCUGAUCAAGUCGAAUCCGGGCGAGGUCAUUAAGCCAGGUCAAUACAAGGCCAUCAACGACGAGGGGAUGCCGCAACACCAAAGGCCCUUCAUGAAGGGUAGGCUGUACAUCCACUUCAAUGUUGAGUUUCCUGAGUCGGGGUUCCUUUCACUGGAGCAAUGUCGGUCCCUGGAGAAGGUCCUUCCCCCUCCUAAGACGGGAAGGAGCCUCGCGGACAUGGAGAUUGACGAAUGUGAGGAGACAACCCUGCAUGAUGUCAACAUGGAGGAAGAGACCCGACGCCAGCGGCAGCAGCAGAGGCAGCAGCGCAGGGAGGCAUAUGAUGAGGAUGAUGAUGAUGAUGAUGAUGAUGAUUCCUCCAUGCCCCGUGUCCAGUGUGCCCAGCAGUGAGAAGGGUCCCAAUGCGAGGCCUGUUGUGCCUUUGAGCAAAUUAAUUACCUGCAGCAUCCUUGGGUUGGGCCGGUUUGGUUAAAUGGUCCGGGUAAUCAAUAAUCAAAUUAUAGUCGUAGAUGAACCAGUUAUAGGAGUUUGUCUUAAAUUGGCUGUCAUGAUAUAGGAGUUUGUCUUAAAUUGGCUUUCAUGAUACUACAUAUUUUUUGUUCGUGGGGAUGUGAUGUUGGAUCUUCCUAUAAGAGGGAUCAUUUUGGCUUUCUCAGUUGCUAUUCGGUCAAUCUUCUCUAUUGAGAAAUUUAAGGUA